Messenger RNA from Volvox carteri f. nagariensis, 1104 nucleotides. RefSeq lists its product as uncharacterized. Gene Ontology annotation, cellular component: cytoplasm; membrane; lipid droplet. The record is from RefSeq and is a predicted model, not a curated record. Gene Ontology annotation, biological process: lipid homeostasis; triglyceride catabolic process. The coding region runs from base 1 to 1104 and encodes 367 amino acids. Gene Ontology annotation, molecular function: triacylglycerol lipase activity. The transcript is spliced from 6 exons. NCBI's taxonomy places the organism in Eukaryota, Viridiplantae, Chlorophyta, Chlorophyceae, Chlamydomonadales, Volvocaceae.
AUGAAAACCCUCAUAAGCCUCCUUUACACCGCACUCAUGGGACCAUCGCAGGUCCGACGAGGACUCGCAAGCGGCACACUGGGCUUCGGGUUCAGCGCAGGGGGCUUCCUGUACCCCUACCACUUAGGGGUCCUCUGGGAACUUCACGAGCUGAACAUCCUCAAGGAUUACAAGGUGCAAAUGGCGGGCGCAAGUGCGGGUUCGCUGGCUGUGGCGACUUACAACUGUGGCCUGGACCCAGAAAAGGCGACACAGGCCCUUCACGAGUUUGCGGGAAACUGCAGGACCAAUGGGACUCGCUACCGGUUGGGGGGUCUGUUGCGGGACUUCCUGCAUGCUUACCUGCCGGUUGACGCCCACGAGCGGUGCCGAGGAAACACCCACGUCGCCCUCACACGGCUCUUCCCCGUGGUACGCAGCGAGCUGGUCAGCGAGUUUGAGAGCAAGGACGACUUCGUCAAUGCGUUGCUUACCUCCUGCCACAUACCCUUCUACUUCAACGGUUCCUGGAUGACGGAGUUCAGGGGCAAGUUUUACAUGGACGGCGGUGUGGCGGCUUUUAUUCCGCGCCCGCCCACGGAUCAUGCAGUCAAGGUGUGCUGCUUCCCGGUUAACGAGGUCUUGGCAACCGUUCAGGACCGCGUGGCGCAGUAUGACAGGGUGGCAUCGCUGCUCGAUGUGUCCAUCAGUCCGGACGCCUACGAGCCCUGGCCCUUCAACUACGCCAAGAUGGUUACCUGGGCACUCGUGCCUGCGGACGACGAUAUGCUCCGCUACAUGAUAAACAAGGGCCGCCGCGACGCUCGCGCCUGGGCGCAGUGCAUGUUGCUGGUGCCACAGGACGCCGCCGCAGGCCUCAAGCACGGCGAGGGCGCUGGCGAUGUCGGAGGCGGCGCGGAGCGAGGGGAACAGCGAGUACAGCAGGCACAGGCCCGGCGGGAGCUGGAAGCAGCGGCAGAGGGCAACGACGGCGAUGGGACGACGACGCGCGACGGCGAAGCCGCCGCUGCCGCCACCGCGGCGGCGGUGGUACAGGUGACGAGCGGCGGCACGCAGGGUACUAAUGCGAGCGGCAGCGGAAGCCAGCGGACAGAUAGCCGGUAA